This is a messenger RNA of Nicotiana attenuata, 2208 nucleotides long. RefSeq lists its product as uncharacterized. Lineage: Eukaryota; Viridiplantae; Streptophyta; Magnoliopsida; Solanales; Solanaceae. The transcript has 5 exons. Gene Ontology annotation, molecular function: nucleic acid binding. The record is from RefSeq and is a predicted model, not a curated record. Bases 1 to 2208 code for a protein of 735 amino acids.
AUGGGUGAUAAGAGUGUGAAUCUCUCUAAUCAAUCCGAUGGUUUCGCUGUUUUCACUUUAGAUCCCUCACAUCCCCUUUAUAUUCAUCCUUCAGACAGUCCCGGCACUCAUCUAGUAUCUCCUCCUUUCGAUGGUACUGGUUUUGUUGCCUGGCGUAAAAGUAUGCUAGUUUCCCUUUCUGCCAAAAAUAAAUUGGCACCGAUUGAUGGUCGUCAGUCUAAACCUUCUAGUGAUUCACCUUAUUAUCCUUACUGGGAAAGGUGCAAUGAUAUGGUGGUUGCAUGGAUCACUAAUUCCCUAUCUAGAGAUAUUGCCACUAGUGUUCUAGGGGAUGACACUGCAAAAGAAAUUUGGUCAGACAUAAAGGAGAGGUUUGGUCAGUCUAAUGGUUCGAAAUUCAUUCAGAUACAAAGGGACAUUGGAACUAUUUCCCAGGGUACCUUAGACAUAGCCUCUUAUUUUACCAAAUUUUGUAGUCUUUGGGAUGAGCUUCAGACUGCAUAUGUAGGUCCUACAUGCUCAUGUGGUGCUCUACCAAAAUUUCUUGAUGAGAUGAAACUGUAUUGGUUCUUGGCUGGACUGAAUGAGUCAUAUAAUACUGUCAAGAGCAACAUCCUCAUAAUCUCACCAAUUCCAUCAGUUACAUACCCACAAUAUCCUACUGGGCAAAGAUCAUUUAAUAAGAAGGUUCAGUUUGAACCAAAGAAACCUGGACAAUCCAUGUCAUGCAGAUACUGCAAAAAACCAGGUCACGCUAUUGAAAAAUAUUAUAAACUUCAUGGUUUUCCUGCUGAUUUUAAGUUUACCAAAAGCAAGAGAUCAACAUCAUGUGUUCACGUUGAGGGUACUGCUUCUACAGCACUAGGCUCACCCAUGGAACAUCUUCCACCUGUCAACCAUGGAUUCACUACUGAACAGUAUCAACACCUACUUACUCUCCUGAAGCAAUCACACAUUUCUUCUGCAAACUUAAGUGACUCUCAUUCCGGGGAUAAUCAUGCAUAUGCUCACUUUGCAGGUUUGUUUUGCAGUUCUGUAGUUAACUCUGUGGAUUUUCAUGCUUGUGCAUCUUCACAAUUAAAUGUUGAUACUUGGAUUCUAGAUUCAGGGGGCCCUUCUCUGAAGAGGCCAUUGGGAAUUAGUAAGGCUGACAAUGGAUUGUAUUUUCUUCAUCUUGAUGAUAGCCCUUUAGUUUCUCCUUUUACAUUUGAUGCUUCAUGUAAUGUUUCAACUUCUGCUUCUACUGUUUCUCCUAUUUUCAAUUCUGCCAAUCCCCUUCCCAUUAGUCCCUCAUGUAAUCCAUCUUUUGAUAUCAAUAAAACAGAUUUGUUUUGGCAUCAAAGAAUGGGUCAUAUGCCUUUCAAUAGAAUGAAAUCUAUCCCUUUUAUUUCCUCACAAACUUCUUCUAAACAAUCUUUUAUAUGUCCUAUUUGUCUUAUGGCUAGGCAGCAAAGGAUGCCAUUUUCUGAUAGUACUACUCAUUCUACUGCUCUCUUCCAGUUGGUUCACAUUGAUAUUUGGGGACCUUAUAACACUGCCACAUAUAAUGGUUUUAGAUACUUCCUCACUUUAGUAGAUGACUACUCCAGGGUAACCUGGACUCACCUACUCUCUAGUAAAAGCAAUGUCAUGUCUGUGCUUAAAGCCUUCACUUCUAUGGGAUCCUCUUGUCUUCUUCUUUUGAUGUCUCUAUCAAGGCCUACAGAUUCUGACUGGGCUGCUUGUGGUGAGCCAAGGAGGUCUGUUUCUGGAUUUUAUAUUACACUUGGUGGUUCCCCAAUCUCUUGGAAAAGCAAAAAGCAGCCCACUGUUUCAUUAUCAUCUGUUGAAGCUGAAUACAGGGCUCGUCGCAAAGUGGUUGCAGAGGUCUCUUGGUUGGUCCGAAUAUUGGGUGAUCUUGGUCUACAUAUUUCUGCUCCUGUUCCUAUAUACUGUGACAGUAUUGUUGCUUUACACAUUGCCAAGAAUCCGGUCUUUCAUGAGAGGACAAAGCAUAUCGAGAUUGAUUGUCACUAUGUGCGUGAGAGUCUCAACUCUGGGUUGAUUUCUCUGCAUUUUGUGCCCAGUUCUGCUCAACUUGCUGAUAUUAAGACAAAGGCUCUUCCUGGUCCUCUCCAUCACUCUUUACUUGGCAAGCUCGGAGUAGCUUGGGUGAAGCUACCUGGUUCAGCAAUUAGGAGAAGUCUGAUGCGAAGAGAAGCUAGUUAA